Oncorhynchus nerka (sockeye salmon) is the source of this 853-nucleotide messenger RNA. It is a transcript of the gene cidea, whose product is annotated as cell death inducing DFFA like effector a. The record is from RefSeq and is a predicted model, not a curated record. Bases 126 to 755 code for a protein of 209 amino acids. The transcript has 5 exons. Gene Ontology annotation, biological process: apoptotic process; regulation of apoptotic process. NCBI's taxonomy places the organism in Eukaryota, Metazoa, Chordata, Actinopteri, Salmoniformes, Salmonidae.
CAGUGACCACCCGUAGGACACAGGCGGGCAAGAGCCGAGAAUAGCGCGACAACUUUCUUUUCUCAUCUAGCCCAAUUUAUUUUCGAUAGUCUUGCAAAAACAAGGAUUGCACUUGAUUUUAAACAAUGGCUUCACUGUCUAUCCAUUCAAGUGUGGAUUAUGCUAAAACCCUUCUCCCGGACUUUUGGGUGAGGUCCGUGUCAACUAUCCAAACAACAAUCUCACGCCGGAUCCUUCCCCCACCCCAGCCCCGUCCCUUCAGGCUCUGUACCCAGAGCCGAAGGCAGAGGAAAGGGUUAAUGGCCGCCUCCCUGGAUGACCUCCUAGACCAGACAGCAAGUGCCUUCCUGUUGACAUGCCAGUUCCUCAUCCUGGUGCUAGAGGAAGAUGGGACAGUGGUGGACUCUGAGGCCUUCUUCCAGUCACUGCCAGCCGAUACUCCAGUCAUGGUCCUGCAGAAGGGAGAGAUGUGGACUCGGGUCCUUCCAAGUUCCAGCCAGCCCAAUAGAAAUGGAAUCGGUAAAUUGAGUUUUGACCUGUACAAGUUGAACCCCAAGGACUUCAUCGGGUGUCUAACCAUCAAAGCGACUCUUUAUGAAAUCUACACACUGUCGUACGACGUUCAAUGCACCAGGGCCAAGGGUAUCUUGAAAGCUAUUCUGCGUUGUCUGACGUCUGUGGCGAGAGUGGCGGGGCAGCUGCUUCUGUGUGGUUCCUCGUACAUACUGCAGUACAUUGGGGACGAUGACUACUAGGACGUGACCAAAGUUCCAAAGCCCUGUUUGAGCUCUUUAAAAUGAACCAGGUGAAAUGUGUCCAGGGCCUCCUGAAUGCCAUUUGUCUCACUAAGUAA